AUGGCUGCCACUCUCUUCCGGCUCACAGCCAUCCUUCUCACCCUUACCCUCCCUCUCACAUUACUAGCAACCUCCCCCACUCCAAUGACCUCUUUGAUAGCUGCUGAUGCCGAAGACUACGAAGAGUAUGUAAUCGACACUCCAUUUGUCAAUACUAGAUCCUUGAGAGGUCGAUUUUUAGUGAGUAUCGUAAAGAAAGGUACACACUGUGAUGUUAGUAACAACAUAUGUAAUGGGAUUUUGGCAAACAAUGGUGCUAGCUGUCUUUUUUGCUGUAAGAGCCAUUGCCGCGAUGUUCUUAGAGACAAGAACAAUUGCGGAAGGUGUGGGCACAAGUGUGGUUUGGACAACUUUGUUGUGGGGGUAAAUGCACCAACGUAG
Messenger RNA from Malania oleifera, 381 nucleotides. Its product is annotated as protein GRIM REAPER-like. NCBI's taxonomy places the organism in Eukaryota, Viridiplantae, Streptophyta, Magnoliopsida, Santalales, Ximeniaceae. The coding region runs from base 1 to 381 and encodes 126 amino acids. The record is from RefSeq and is a predicted model, not a curated record. The transcript has a single exon.